Phragmites australis (common reed) is the source of this 2278-nucleotide messenger RNA. RefSeq names its product dicarboxylate transporter 2.1, chloroplastic-like. NCBI's taxonomy places the organism in Eukaryota, Viridiplantae, Streptophyta, Magnoliopsida, Poales, Poaceae. Gene Ontology annotation, molecular function: transmembrane transporter activity. Gene Ontology annotation, cellular component: membrane. Gene Ontology annotation, biological process: transmembrane transport. Bases 112 to 1764 code for a protein of 550 amino acids. The transcript is spliced from 4 exons. The record is from RefSeq and is a predicted model, not a curated record.
CGCCUCCCCGCUUAAAACAAAACAAAUCUUGGCUGUUGCUCUCCGAGCACCGCAGCCGCUAUUACCCAUUCCACCGCUUCCUCCCGCUCCGCCGCGCCGCCGCCGCCGCCAAUGGAGAGCCUCCGGGUCGCCGUCUCCCACCGUCCGGCUCGCCUCCUCCUCACUCCCCAAAACCACAUCCGCCGCUGCCAUCUCCACCUCCAGCCCUCCCCCAGUUCUGUCUCCCUCUCCGUCCCCAUCUCUCCCCUCCUCUCCCCCACCCCUCGCUGCCACCUCCCCCCGCUCCUCGCCUCUGCAUCGGCAACUCAAGCCGCAAGCCCGAGCCCUAAGCCCGCCGCGGCGGCCGGCGGCGCGAAGCCGCUGCCCCUCCUCGCCUCUCUCGCCGCCGGCCUCGCCGUUCGCUUCCUUGUGCCGCGCCCCGCCGAGGUGACCCCGCAGGCGUGGCACCUCCUCUCCAUCUUCCUCUCCACCAUCGCGGGGCUCGUCCUCGGCCCGCUCCCCGUCGGCGCGUGGGCGUUCCUCGGCCUCACCGCCACCGUCGCCACGCGCACGCUCCCCUUCGCCGCGGCGUUCGGGGCGUUCACCAAUGAGGUCAUCUGGCUCAUCGUGAUCUCCUUCUUCUUCGCGCGCGGGUUCGUCAAGACCGGCCUCGGCGACCGCGUCGCCACCUACUUCGUGAAGUGGUUGGGGCGCAGCACGCUGGGGCUGUCCUACGGGCUCGCUAUCAGUGAGGCAUUCAUCGCGCCUGCCAUGCCUAGCACCACCGCCAGGGCUGGAGGGGUUUUCCUUCCCAUCGUCAAGUCGCUCUCGCUCUCGUCGGGCAGCAAGCCGAACGACCCAUCGGCUAAGAAGCUGGGCUCCUACCUCGUGCAGUCGCAGCUCCAGGCAUCUGGCAACUCCAGUGCUCUCUUCUUGACAGCGGCUGCACAAAACCUGUUGUGUCUGAAGCUAGCAGAGGAGAUUGGUGUUAAGAUUGGAAACCCAUGGAUAUCAUGGUUCAAGGUUGCUAGUUUGCCCGCCAUUGUUGGCCUUUUAGUGACGCCUUAUUUGUUAUACAAAAUAUUCCCUCCUGAAAUAAAGGACACUCCUGAAGCCCCAGCAUUAGCUGCUCAGAGGCUGAAGAACAUGGGCCCAAUAACAAGAAAUGAAUGGGUCAUGAUUGGUACAAUGCUUCUUGCAGUCUCACUCUGGAUUUUUGGGGACGCUAUUGGUGUAUCAAGUGUUGUUGCUGCAAUGAUUGGACUCUCAAUUCUUCUCCUGCUUGGGGUGCUGAACUGGGAUGAUUGUUUGAAUGAGAAGUCUGCAUGGGACACCUUAGCUUGGUUUGCUAUUCUAGUUGGAAUGGCUGGGCAACUUACUAACGUUGGGAUUGUGUCAUGGAUGUCAAAUUGUGUUGCGAAGGUUCUCCAGUCUUUCUCAUUGAGUUGGCCUGCCGCAUUUGGUGUUCUUCAGGCCUCAUACUUCUUUAUUCACUAUCUAUUUGCAAGCCAAACCGCACAUGUUGGAGCUUUGUACUCAGCAUUUCUUGCCAUGCAUUUAGCAGCUGGAGUUCCAGCUGUACUGUCGGCACUUGCUUUGACGUACAAUUCAAAUCUCUUCGGUGCACUAACACAUUAUAGCAGUGGGCAGUCUGCACUAUACUAUGGAGCGGGAUAUGUUGAUCUGCCUGACGUAUUCAAGUUGGGUUUAACAACAGCUGCAAUUAAUGUUGUAAUAUGGGGAGUCGUUGGUUCAUUCUGGUGGAAAUUUUUGGGGCUUUAUUGAGUGUUGCCGCAGUGUAAGUUAAAUAAAAAGUUUACCUUAAUGAACAAGUAAUUCAUGGGUUCCGGGGGAGAGGGGUCAGUUUUUUUCAUGAGGCGCUUGGUGAAUGCAUAAUAAUAAUGUCCAUCACCAGAAGUUUUGAACAUGCUACAUUUGCACAAAAUGUCAAACCAGCAGGCCGAAGGGUUCUCAUAGGUUGACUCAUAUCUUCCCCAUGAAUGGAAUUCACCUCAUGGACGACUUUGAUGGCCAAAAGGCCCUGUAUUUUUUUUGCAACCGUAGCCUAUCAGAAUUUUUUUAUCAUUGCAUCUUGAAGAUAGUUGAUAUACAUAGAGGAGUCUAGUCGACAGCGAGUGGAAGUGUGGAAAUAGCGCAUGGUUACACCAUUCUCACACUUCAGUGAGGAUUCCCUUUCAAGAAAUGAUGAUUCAGUAUUUCUUGACUGAUAGGGGCUACGCUGUUUGAUUGCGAUACUUGAUAUUUGGUGACGGUUCGAUCCUCAUGCUGUGUUCAUCUC